AUGGCCACGUCCCAGAACAACCCGCUCCUCGCCGACUGGUCGUCGCAGCCGUUCUCGCUCCCGCCCUUUGGUGCGAUCCACGCUGCUCAUUUCCAGCCCGCGAUCGCCGUCGCCCAGACCGCGCAGCUCGAGGAGCUCCGCCAGAUCGUCGAGAACCCGGACGAGGCCACGUUUGCCAACACGAUCGUCGCCUACGACCGGUCCGGCGGCCUUCUCUCCAAGAUCCUCGGUGUCUACUACAACCUGUGCCUCUCCUAUGCGCCGCCAGAGCUCCAAGCCGUCCAGCGCGAGCUCGCGGGUCCGCUGGCGGCCUUUGACGCCAAGGUCACGACGUACGCGGGCCUUUUCGAGCGUAUUGAGACCGUCUACUUGACGCGCGAAGGCUUCAACGCGGAAGAUCGCCGCUUGAUCGAGCGCAUUCACAAGGACUUUGUGCGUGACGGCGCGCGCUUCGACAAGGCAACCCAGGUCCGCUACAAGGAAGUGCUCCAGGAGUUGGCGCAGCUCACGACCAAGUUCACUCAGAACGUCCUCGCCGACGAGACAGACUACACGAUCGAGCUCUCGGAGGCCGAGAUGAACGGCUGCUCCUCUGAUAUCAUUGCGUCCGCCAAGCAAAACGCGGCCGACCGCAACGCUGCCGACGGCGUCUACAUUGUCACGCUCAGUCGCUCGAUGGUCGAGCCUUUCCUCACGUACGCCACCAACAGCGUCGCCCGCGAGAAGGUCUUCCGCGCUUUUACGUCCCGCGGCGAGCCCUCGCCCGAGCGCGACAACAACCAAAUCGCAAAGCAGAUCCUCAAGCUUCGCAUCGAGCAGGCUACGGCCCACGGCUACAAGACGUUCGCUGACUACCAGACGAGCGACACGAUGGCCAAGACGCCGGACGCCGUCAGCAACCUCCUCAACCGCGUCUGGGCGCCGGCCAAGGUCGCGGCCAACCGCGAGCGCGAAGCCCUUGAAGAGUACGCGGCCUCGAUCGGUGAGAGCAGUGUUAUCCAGGCGUGGGACUGGCGCUACUACUCGGAGAAGGUCCGUCAGCUCCAGUACGACAUUGACGAGAUGACGGUCAAGCCGUACUUUAGCCUCGACCGCAUGACGGACGCAGUGUUUGACGUGGCGUUCCGUCUCUUUGGCCUGCGUUUCAUUCUGCGCGAAGGCAUUGAGACGUACCACCCGGACGUCAAGGUCUACGAAGUGCGCCAGACGACGGCCAUUGAGAACGAGGACAAACUCGUAGCGAUCUUCUUCCACGACAACUUUGCGCGCAAGUUCAAGGCUGGCGGUGCAUGGAUGAGCACGUUCCGCAAGCAGAGCCGCAACGUCGACGAGAAGGGCACGCAUGUCAUUCCUGUCAUCAUCAACAACAACAACUUUGUCAAGGGCGACCCAACGCUGCUUUCGUUCGACGACGCCGUUACGCUCUUCCACGAGUUUGGCCACGGCUGCCACGGUAUGCUCUCGGACGUCACGUACCGCCGCCUCGCUGGCACGUCCGUCCUGCGCGAUUUUGUCGAGCUCCCGUCCCAGCUCAUGGAGCACUGGGUCAAGGAGCGCGCUGUCUUGACCAAGCACGCCCGCCACUACAUCACCAACGAGCCGAUCCCGCAAAGCCUUCUCGACAAGAUCAAGGCGGCCGCCACCUUUGGCCAGGGCUUUGGCACCGUCGAGUCUACGGCGUGUGCGCUUUUGGACCAGACGCUCCACCAGCUCGACUCGGUCGAUGACCUCGACAUGCUUGCGUUCGAGGAGGCGGAGCUCGCCAACCUCGAGAUGCCGACAGGGAUCGCCAUGCGCCACCGCAUUCCGCACUUUGUGCACCUCUUUGCGGGCUCGAGCUACGCGGCGCUCUACUACGUGUACCACUGGGCCGAGGUCCUCGACGCCGAUGCAUUUGACGCGUUCGUGGAGGCGGGCGACAUUUUUGACGCCGCGACAGCCAAGCGGGUGCGAGAACACAUCUAUUCGACGGGCAACUCGGUGCCCCCAAUGGACGCGUACCGUGCGUUCCGCGGCCGCGAUCCCGUGAUCGAGCCAAUGCUCAAGAAGAAGGGACUCUUGUAAGACGUGCGGCGCCACUGACAACAUAAGCCGAGAAUCCAAGUCGUACAUAUUGUGA
Molecule: messenger RNA, 2119 nt
Organism: Saprolegnia diclina VS20
Lineage: Eukaryota; Oomycota; Saprolegniomycetes; Saprolegniales; Saprolegniaceae
Exons: 1
Coding region: 1-2064 (687 amino acids)
Biological process (GO): proteolysis
Cellular component (GO): cytosol; outer membrane-bounded periplasmic space
Molecular function (GO): carboxypeptidase activity; metalloendopeptidase activity
Source: RefSeq, a predicted model, not a curated record